This is a messenger RNA of Artibeus jamaicensis (Jamaican fruit-eating bat), 6408 nucleotides long. RefSeq names its product zinc finger protein 565 (gene ZNF565). Gene Ontology annotation, molecular function: DNA-binding transcription factor activity; RNA polymerase II cis-regulatory region sequence-specific DNA binding. The record is from RefSeq and is a predicted model, not a curated record. Bases 483 to 2045 code for a protein of 520 amino acids. NCBI's taxonomy places the organism in Eukaryota, Metazoa, Chordata, Mammalia, Chiroptera, Phyllostomidae. The transcript has 8 exons. Gene Ontology annotation, biological process: regulation of transcription by RNA polymerase II.
AAAUAGGAGGACGCCAUCUUAUCUGGCUGGUCCGGAUCUGAACUACGUUUCCCAGAGUCAACAGCGGUGCGACGUUACCUCUUUCAAAGAGGUGACAAGAUUGCUUUCUCCCCGCAGGGACCCACGCGGGACUAAGGGGAGACACAAGUAGGUGGCACAAGUUUUAUUUUUCUCUUAACUUGCACUGCUGGGGCUUCUGGGAUCUCUGUAGGAUGGUGUUACCUCACCUGUGGAAAAUGCCCUGUCCUCCCUGGGAAGGCAGGACUCCAGUACACAUGAAUAUAGUUACCAAAUCAAGAAGUUUUCAACUAUUGGGAGCUGAUGAAGCAAAAACAACAAAAGGCAUCUAUAAAAAUACAGCUGUUUUUAGAAUACCCUGAGCUAUUAUUUCAUGUUCAAAGGAAGGUAUUUUUAAAGACUCUGUACUUGUCUAAAAGAAGAACCUAGAGUAAUCUGAGCAGGUCAGGUAGUUCUAAAAAGCCAUGGCCCAGGGAUUUGUGACAUUCAGGGAUGUGGCCAUAGAGUUCUCUCAGGAAGAAUGGAAGUAUCUGGAACCUGCCCAGAGGGACUUGUACAGGGAUGUGACUUUGGAGAACUUCGGUAACUUGGUCUCACUAGGACUUUCCUUUUCUAAGCCUGAUGUCAUCUCCUUAUUGGAGCAAGGGAAAGAACCCUGGAUGAUUGCAAAUGAUGUAACCAGGUGCCCAGGUGUGGUUGUUAAUGAUUGUGAGCUUGCUGUCCUUUCACUGUUCAUAUUUCUCGUCUUCUUUUUCUUAGACUUGGAGUCCAGAUGUGAGAAAUUUCCACAUAAAGAUAUUUUAGGAGUAAAGGCAUUCAGUUGGGAGCUAAUGGAAAGCCUUAAAUGCUGUGAUUUUGAGAGCACUGAUUUUAAAGAAGACUGGGAAUACAAACUUCAAUUUGAAAAACAAGUAAAUAAGGAAUGUUAUUUCAAGCAAGUGGAAAUUACAUCUGAAAACAUACCUACAUUUGAGCAUCAUACAUCCCUCACUGUACAUCAGAGCAAUGAGAUUGGCAAGAAACUAAUUGAAUGUAAUGAAUGUGGGAAAGCAUUUAGCCGUGGCUCACACCUUAUGCAACAUCAGAAAACUCACACUGGUGAAAAACCCUUUGAAUGUAAGGAAUGUGGGAAGGCCUUUAGUCGAGCCUCACACCUUGUUCAACAUCAGAGAAUUCAUACAGGUGAGAAACCUUAUGACUGUAAGGAAUGUGGGAAGGCCUUUGGUCGUUCUUCAGAACUUAUUCUACAUCAGAGACUUCAUACAGGUGUCAAACCCUAUGAAUGUAAACAAUGUGGAAAAACCUUUAGACAGCAUUCACAACUCAUUCUGCAUCAAAGAACUCAUACGGGUGAAAAACCUUAUGUAUGUAAAGAUUGUGGGAAGGCUUUUAUUCGUGGCUCACAACUUACUGUUCAUCGGAGAAUUCAUACAGGUGCUAGACCCUAUCAGUGUAAAGAGUGUGGGAAGGCCUUUAGACAGCAUUCACAACUUACUGUGCAUCAGAGAAUUCAUACUGGUGAGAAACCCUAUGAAUGUAAGGAAUGUGGAAAAGGCUUUAUUCAUAGCUCAGAAGUUACUCGACAUCAAAGAAUUCAUUCUGGGGAGAAACCUUAUGAAUGUAAGGAAUGUGGAAAGGCCUUUAGACAGCAUGCACAGCUUACUCGACAUCAGAGAGUUCAUACUGGUGACAGACCCUAUGAAUGUAAGGACUGUGGGAAGGCCUUUAGUCGUAGUUCAUACCUUAUUCAACAUCAAAGAAUUCAUACAGGUGACAAACCCUAUGAAUGUAAGGAAUGUGGAAAAGCCUUUAUUCGUGUUUCACAACUGACUCAUCAUCAGCGAAUUCAUACUUGUGAGAAACCCUAUCAAUGUCGGGAAUGUGGAAUGGCCUUUAUUCGUAGUUCACAACUUACUGAACAUCAGAGAAUUCAUCCUGGUAUCAAACCUUAUGAAUGUAGAGAAUGUGGGCAGGCCUUUAUUCUUGGUUCACAGCUCAUUGAACACUACAGAAUCCAUACUGGUUAGAAAGCCUUGAUUCCUAUCAAAAGGGAUGUAGGGAUGUAGGAAAACCUUUAUAUGGAGUUUACACCUGACUUAAUAUUAGAUAAAGCCUAAUGUAGUAUAUCAGAAAACCUGCAUUUGUCAUAUCCAUUGUGGAACAUCAGGCAUCUCAUGCCAGGAGAAAAUUUAAUAAAUGUGGGAAUUCUUUUUGCCUCACACUCACUGUUUACUAUGUAUCAGAGAAAUUAUGGUGAAAAAAUACUAAUGAAUGUAAAACAUCUCUGUUACUACUCAGAAUAUAUUAAACUUAUGAGAAUUCCUAAUAGAAAAUGAAUCUAUUAAAAUAGUUUGUGAAUGUGCCUUUUGCCAUGGCAUAUACCUUAACUUAAUAUUAGUUCAUUUCUACCAGUUACUGACUGUAUAGCAUUGGGCCAAUUAUGCUGUCUCUCUUUUCCUCAGUUUACUUAUUUUUAAGCCGUGAUAAUAAUACCUACCUAAUAGAGUUUUUGUGAGGACUGUCAGGUAUUUUAUAUAAAGCCUGUGCUGAAUAAAUGGGUAUUAGCUAUUAAUCAUUAAUAAAUAGUGUUACCAUUAAGUAGGGCCUUGCGAAUGUGUCAAAUAUCAGAAUGCCCUUAUAACCACUUGUGAUAAUUCAUUCUGAAAACCAGUAGUAAAGUAUGUGACAAGUAUUUCAUCCAAAGGUUAGAAAUUCAGAUUAGUCCUGGGUACCUAUAGCUAUCUGUUCACAAAAGCCAAGUCAAUAAAACAUUGUCUUCUCUGUCUUUUAGCUGGAAAAAAAAAUCAGAAGAUUAGAGGUUAACAGAAAAGUAGCCAAAAGAAAUCUGCCAUUUAUAAAAACCAAGUAUACCUUGAUUUCAAGAAAAACCAAACUAAAAUUACAAACUAGAAAUGAAUGACAGUAAAUUCUACAUAUCAAAACCAGUUCAUUGUAGCCAAAGCUGUAUUGUCAGAAGCCAAGGAUAGAAGGUAGGGGUUCUUCAAAUAUUGAUCUUCAACUCCCUUCAAGUCAUUGCAAGUCACAUACCAAGCACAUUGAAUGAAUGGUCAACUCUAAAAGUUAGGAAAAAAUUACCACCUAAAACCCAAGACAACAGAAAGAAUAAUUAUUGAAAAUAAAAGAAAAAAAUUAGUAGAGAAUAGUAGACUUAACCUAGAGGUUGUUUAUUUAAUAAGAUAUAUAAGAUGAUUGACAAGUCUAAUCUAGAAACAACACAUUUACUAUUAUGAAUGAGGAAGGGCAGAUUCUUUUUAAGUAGUUCCUAUGCAUGACUUUAUUCUAAUAUAUUUGAAAUCUACAGAGAAUGGAUUUUUACAAAAAUAUCAAAAUUGGCUCAAGAAGAUGUAGAAUACCUGAAUAAAUUAGUGAUUGUAAAAGGACAUAAAAAGUCAUCAAAGUUUCUACCCCUUCAGAGAAAGUAGUUUCACCUACAAAAACAAAGGAUUAUCUGCCAGUUCUCUUUCAAGGCUAAAUAAAAUUAUGAUUUAAAAAAAAAAACUUGACAAGGAUAGCUCCCCAAAAACAAAUUGUAUAUGGUUAUCAUUUGUAAAGAUUAAUAUUAAUAAAAUUUCUCCUAAUUUAAUCCAGUCUAUUCAAAUGAAAAAGUAAUUUUAGAUGGAAUAUCUAGGAUUUCACCUGUUCUGAAGUAUGUCUUUAGAAUUUUGGUAUUGUAGCUGUAGGUGAUGACAAUGAUGGGGCAAAGAGCAUUGAUCCAACCCCAAUGACAUUUGGAUCAGGGCUUGUGAACCUGAGAGAUUUUAAGAAAUAGGUCCCCUCAGCCCUUGGGGCAGCCAAGUGUUGGGGGCAGGGGGCCUGUUGCAUUCCAAAUAUCAUUCACCUCAGAAAUCCUGCAUGUUGCAUAAAAACAUAUGCAUGUGCCACUGCCUACAAAGGAUUAGAAAGCAGUGUUCUGCAUGCCACUUUUCUUUAAGUGGUUUAAUGAUUAAGAUGUACAGUUGGAGGGACUCGAUGCUAUGACAUUAAAAAGUCAUACAGGAAUAGUUAAUACACAUGCACAAGACAAAAUUUUUAAAGUUAUACAAAUUAGUAUACAGACAUAAAUCUCCAUGCUAUCUGUGCCCCCUUUUCAGCCCAUUAACUACUAUUUAGUAAUAGCUGGUAUCAAGGUCUUGUGUAUACUUCCUCACUUUUAUGUUUGCAUAAGGUUAUACAUAACACUAAGAACUUACAAAAAUGGUAGCUAAUCUCUCUAUAUAUACAUUGCUAUUUUUACUUAUCUAUACACCACGAAGAUUAGACCACAUCAGUACAUACAUAACCCUUAUUUUUAACAGCUGCAUAGUAUUUCAUCAUGUUUGGUUUCAUUAAUUGAAACCUUAUUAAUUUUAUCUUUAUUAUUUUUGCUCUUUUAAACAAUACUGUAAUAAAUGUCUGCACAUAAAUCUUUAGAAGUGGAAGUACCGAUCAAAAUGUGUACACUUUGUGAAAAUGUAAACAUAUAUAAAAAUAACACAGAAUAUUAUAAUGUACCCCAAAGUCCCCAUCACCAGCUUCAGUAAUUAUCAACUCAUGGCCAGUCUUUUUAAAAAGUUUUUUUUUUUUUUUAUUUUUAGAGGGGAAGGGAAGGAAAAAGAAAGGGAGAGAAACACUCAUCAUUUGCCUCUCGUACACUCCCAGCCUGAAACAGAACCUCCAACCCAUCCAUGCAUGUGCCCUGACCAGGAAUUGAACAUUUCAGUUUGUGAGAUAACAGCCAGCCCACUGAGCCACACCAGUCAGGGCAUUGCCAGUCUAGUUUUAUGUGUAAUCUUACUCUUGCCAUCUCCAUGUUACAAUAUUUUUUAAGUAAAUCCCAGAUAUAUUAUUUCAUCCAUAACUCUCAGUAUGCAUCUCUAAAUACUAUAUCACAACUUUAGAAAAGAUUUUCAAGUCCUUAAAAAAGUUGACAAUACUGCCUUAAUGUCAUUAUAUAUAUGAUAGUGUUUUCUAAUUAUUUUAUGUGUCAAUUUAAAAAAACAAUGUAAAAAAAUUUGAAUUACAUAAAGUAAAAAUAAAAAAACAAUGUCCACAAAUUACAGUUGAUUGUCAUGUCUCUUAAAGUCUCAAUCUAGCAUUCUCCCUUGUCCUUUUUUUCUUGCAAUGUAUUUUUUUGAAGAAAGUUGUUUGCCUUGUAGAAUUUCCAGAGCCUGCUUUUCAUUGGCUGCAUCCUCGUGGUGUAGUUUAACAUGGCCCUCUAUCCUUAGUGUUUCCUAUUAAUUGGUAGUUGGUAUCUAGAAGCUUAAUCACACUGAGAUUAAAUUUUUUUGUUAAGACCACUUACAGGUGAUUAAUAUUAAAAGGCACAACAUUUAGGUGUCUUUAUGACUUAGCAGCCACUGAUACUCAAUUUAUAAAUCCAAUCAUUAGGGAUUGCAAAAUGAUAUCCUAUUAUUUAUUCUUCUUUGUUAGCUAGAAUAUUUAUGAAGAAAAACCCCUUCAACUAUUAUUUGGUUACCCAUGUUACAGUAAGGAAAGGCAAGAUAAUGCUUCUUUCUUACUUUAUUUCUUGAUUUCUUUAUUAAUUUUCAAAAUAAUGAGUUGGUUCCCUAGCAUUUUGCAUGGUAAUCAGUGAGUUGGGUGAGGGGGUGAAGUAUACUUAAUAUAUUUAAAUCCAUUUAACCUUACUGAUAUUCAAAUUGUUCCAUGUGUGGUGUAUGGAUGCCUCUUUCAUCAUUUGGCUCCUAUAUCCUUUUGAGAUGACCACACUAGUCUUUAAAGUUUAUUAUUAUUAUUGAUUUGAGAGAGAGAAAUCAAUUUGUUGUUUUACUUACUUAUGCAUUAUCUGGUUGCUUCUCAUAUGUGCUCUUACCAGAGAUCAAACCUGCAAUCUUGGCAUAUCAGGGCAACGCUCAAAGCAACUGAGCUACCUGGCCAGGGCUAACGUAGCCUUUUAUUGCUUGCUACUGGUCGCCACAAAAUGUGCCACAUUCAUCUUGUUCAUUUCCUGCCUUUCACCUUGAAGUAACCAUUUCCAAGGAGUUCUCUUUAUUUUUGAUAUUUUGGUACUUUCCAAAUUGUAUUUGGAAACUACAUUGUAUUGCUAAGAGUGCAAUCUCACAGUCCUGGUUGGACAUUUUUUAUAAAUAUAUACAUUUUAAGCUAUUUUAUACACAUUGCUCAAGUGCCUUCAAGAAGAUUAUGUAUCUACCUGCAGUAAAAGAUCCCAAAGCACCACAUUUUUCUAACCCUGGAGGGAACAUUUAUUUUGAACAUAGACUAUUUAAUAAAUGAAAAUGGAAAAGUCAUUUUUGUUUUCACUUCCAUUCCUUUGAUUGUGAUUAAUGUAGAGAUGACCAUUUGUUUACCUAUUUAUUGACCAAUGGCAUUACAUUUAGCAUGGGCCUAAAACAUAGUAGGUACUCAAUAAAU